This is a messenger RNA of Centruroides sculpturatus (bark scorpion), 367 nucleotides long. RefSeq names its product KRR1 small subunit processome component homolog. Gene Ontology annotation, molecular function: RNA binding. Lineage: Eukaryota; Metazoa; Arthropoda; Arachnida; Scorpiones; Buthidae. The record is from RefSeq and is a predicted model, not a curated record. The transcript is spliced from 3 exons. The coding region runs from base 37 to 351 and encodes 104 amino acids. Gene Ontology annotation, cellular component: nucleolus; small-subunit processome.
GGCAUAUAUGCUGAGCUUGAUGUAGUAUAAGGAAGUAUGACAGUAACGGCAACAAAUAAAACAUGGGAUCCUUACAUUAUUAUCAAAGCAAGAGAUAUGAUCAAAUUGUUGGCAAGAAGUGUACCAUAUGAACAGGCAAUCAAGGUUCUUCAAGAUGACAUUGGUUGUGAUAUUAUAAAAAUUGGAACACUUGUGAGGAAACGAGAACGCUUUGUUAAACGACGCCAAAGACUUAUUGGUCAUAAUGGAGCUACUUUGAAAGCUAUUGAACUUCUGACAAACUGCUAUGUUUUAGUUCAAGGCAAUACUGUUUCAGCCUUAGGACCUUAUAAAGGCCUCCAACAGGUAUGAUGUUUUAUUGUUUUAG